Fonticula alba is the source of this 3551-nucleotide messenger RNA. RefSeq lists its product as hypothetical. The record is from RefSeq and is a predicted model, not a curated record. Lineage: Eukaryota; Rotosphaerida; Fonticulaceae. Bases 458 to 3463 code for a protein of 1001 amino acids. The transcript has 3 exons.
UGCUGCUCGUUGGAAUGCUGCCCAUGAGUCCGCAAGGCAGGCUGCUGCACGCCGAGUUGCUGAAGAGACCGCUGCCCGGGAGGCUGCCGAAGAGGCUGUUGCCCGUUGGGCCACUGCCCGCGAGGCCGCAAGGCUGGCUGUUACUCGCAAGACCGCCGGGGAAGCAGUCGCCCGACAGAAUACCGAGCAAACUCCCACCCUUCAGGCUGCCAAGGUGCUUGCCGAAGCAGCCUCUCGUGGGACUACCUCGGAAGCGUCGCUCCAGGAGGCCCCUUUCAAGCAUUUGGCGUCUCUUCAGCAUCCUGCCGUGCAUCUCCCCUCCCAGAAGUCCCCCCCUUGUGACGCCGCCUGUGCUGUCCCUCCACCCACCCGGUCUUCGGUGUCUCCGGUUGGCCUGUUGACACCGGCCCUGGAAGCUACUCCUCCGGUGGCUGGCCAAUCAUCUGUGCCCCCUUCGAUGGACGGGUCAAGUGUCGGGACUCAUCACCUCCCCUCGGAGACGGCCUCAUCAAGCGCCGCUACUUCACAAGCGGCCUCGCCCCAGCCACCAUCCAAUGGUCUUGCCUCCGACUCCUCUCAGUCCUCGGCCACGUCGACCGAGCCAAUGCCUCGGGCUGUCGCGGCCGCACCGGCCGCGCGGUUUGACGAGGCUCAGCCGACGGUCGUGUCGCACAUCCACCCUGCGGCCUCCUCGACAAGGGCGCCCGGCAGCAAGGCCCAUGGUACCACGCCUGUUGCUGCUUCUGGCGGCGUUGUACCUCCCACUGCUCCGGCUGCCGGUACAGGCCCAACCCCAAGCACGGCCUCCGUUGUGCCCUCGGAUGACACCUCUCGAUCUGUCCUUCCACCAAUCCCCCCAACUGGUGCUGCUGGUGCUGUCAUGCUGGUGGAGGCGCCGGCUCCAGCCUCCGCAGGCGCAUUGCCAGCCUCUGUGCCAGCCAUCUCCACGCCUGCCGUGCUCCCUGCGGUCGUUGUGCCCGCUGCCGCCGUUCGGCCUGCAGCCCCUGUAGCGGCGGCUCCUUCAGCGUCCCCGUCGCCAAGGGCCGCCUCGAGGGAGGCCCCAGCUUCCCCGAGCGCCUUGUCAAUGUCAAAUUCAGCGAGUGCCCCGGCCGUGGUUGCUCCCAUUCGGUUGACCGUUUCCACUCCCACUCCCGUCCUGGCGGCGGUGCCCGCGUUGCCGGUGAUUGUGCCGGCGUCUGCCAAUGCAGCUGCUUCGUCUGCGGCCAGUUCCCCUCUGCGCGAGGUGGUGUCCCCGAGGAUCUCGAUCAAGCCCCUGCUGGCCACCCAUUCGGCCACAGGGCCCUCGCCCGUGCUCAAGAUCCAAACCGGCACCAAGCGCGCCGACCACCCCGCGCCGGAAUCAGGCAGCCCGAGCGCCGAGCCGAUCCUUGUUGUGUCCCGCUCGCGGUCCCCGUCGAUGCUUCCGUUGCGCAUUUCCAGCGGCACCGGUACCCUGGCGGCGUCUCCCGAACGCCUGAGCGUCUCAGGCGCAAAUGCGCCAGGCGUGCCGCCCUCGCGAAUGGCUCCCUUUGACCUCGGGGUCGCCGAUCUGCGGCCGGCCAUGGGGUCGGACUUGGUGAUUGACUUGUCCUCCACUUCCGCGCCAUCGGCAGCCGAAUGGACCGCCCGUGCCGUGUCGGACCGCCAGGUCGGGACGGGGACCAGGGCUGCUCCUGGCAAGGCUUCUUCCGAUUCACCGGUCACGGUGAUCCCUCGGGCUGACAAGCGUUCCCGGUCUCCACCCGGGGGCAAGUCCGCCCCCGAGGGUGUCGCCAUGCCUCCGGUCAAGCGCUCCAAGACCCAGGCACGCAUCACCGUGUCCACCGGGGCGCCACAGCAAAUCACCGUGCUCUUCUCCUCGCCGGCGCCCGAAAGGUCGGCAUCUACGGGCUCCCCCAUGCCGCCACUGGUCGCAGUGAAGCCGAUCGCCAUGCCUGCCCCCGGCACCGCCCCUGCCGGCCCUGCCCCUGCCACCACAGAUGUCACGAUGACCGAGGCCCUCCUCUCCUCCGCCUCAGCCAUGGCGCCCGGGCCGUCCUCCCCCCCCUCCUCCUCCCCUUCCUUCCCCUCCUCCCCCUCCUCCGGGUCUUCGGCGGUCGAUUCGAUCACAACUUCGGCCAGUGAGGUGGCGUCCUCUGUGGCCCAAGUGCCACCGGUUGCCGAGUUGCCGGCCGGCGAGCAGUCUCGGCGUUUGGGUGACCCCGGGCCGCAGCACCCGCUGGCACACACGGACCCCCGGAAUCGCGUGGUGCACCCCUCCCGCGCCGGGUCCGGCAUUUAUGGCCUGUCCUCGCCAGCCAUGCUGGCUGCCAGGGCCACCGGGCAACAGGGUGGCGCCGGCCCAGGCCCCGGAGCAACCGUGUCCAGCCUUCUGCCCCUGGCGGCUGUCUCUUCACAAGCGGCUCGCAAUGCGGCCGUCCAUGCGGAGCUUUUUGCCCGGUCGAUCUUGCGGCUGUGCGCUCCGGACACGGCCCCGGCGCAGGCGGUAUCGCCGGACUUCCGGUCGAGCGCCGGUCUCGAGGCCGGGGCCGCCGAUGCGGGGACCUUCCGGGCUGUGGCGGCCAGUGUUGGCGGCCGGGAUACCGGCCAGUCGGCUCGGACGUACCCGGUAGUCCGGCGAAGCGCGCGCCGGGCAUCGGCCCGCUCUUCCAUUGCCCCGGCGAUCAGCCUGAUGCCGAAGUUGGAGCCGCCGAGUGUGGACCCGCAGCACCUGCUGGCUCAGUAUAUCUCCGACGACGAGGACUCCUCCACGGCGUCGGAUUCCUCUCAGUCUGAUGAUGCAUACUCCUCGCAGGACCGAGCAUCCUCCCCAGACCUUCCGGCCGUUAGUUCGGAUGACGGGGUGGAUGACGUCUCCUCAAGUGAUGAAAGUGACUCCUCCGCCAGCAGUGAUGACGCGACCACCGAGGACGAUGCUGUUGGCUGGCCUCGGCCCCGGCGUGGUGGCGAAAAGGGCCCCGCAGCUGGGUUGGGGGCGGUUUCCCAACGUCACAAUGGGGACAUCGGCUCUCGGGGCCCGGGGCAUGGGUGUUCGCGUGCCACCAAGCGCCUGAUCGCGGCCACGCAGGAGCUUCUUCAGCGCGAGGCCAACAGCCUCGGCGGGGCGUCGGUUGGUCUGACUGCCAGCCCGACCUCCCGUCUCAUGCGUCAAAUUGCUCGGGCCCAACGAAAGUCCGCGGCUGCCGCGGUCGAGCAUCGCGAGGCCGGGGACACGUCCUCCAGCCCGGUGGUCCCUCUGCCGGCCGUGGCCCCAGCCGUGGACAACCAGCUGGCCAAGGAAAGUGUGCUGAAGGUUGGCCGGGCGUGCCUGUGGACCGGAUGCCGGCGGCAGCUGUCUUCCUUCAUGGAGCUCAUGGCGCACAUCAUGAAUGACCACGACACGCGGUCGCCCUUGUCCUCGUCCACCUCCCCGACCCCCACUGCGAGCGCCUCCUCGGCCCCGGUGGCCGGCAACACGUCCUAGCAUGUCGUGUAGAGCGCGCGGAUCCCUUUCCCUUUCACCUCCCCCCUCUGCUCGGCCUCCUCUCCAUACACACAAGCCCGCUUCUCAA